This is a messenger RNA of Botrytis sinoallii, 519 nucleotides long. RefSeq lists its product as uncharacterized. The transcript has a single exon. The record is from RefSeq and is a predicted model, not a curated record. Bases 1 to 519 code for a protein of 172 amino acids. Lineage: Eukaryota; Fungi; Ascomycota; Leotiomycetes; Helotiales; Sclerotiniaceae.
AUGUCAUCGGAUACUAUGGUAAUAUUUCCAACACUACCCGAGAAAGUAGAUGUACCGAAAUGGGAUCUGCAAGCCUUGGAGUUGCCUAUGAAUAUAGGACUCGGUGCAGGUGGUGUUGAUAAUCAAGGAUUUGGAUUUGUGCUUAUUGAUGGCCCUAGUAGUGUGGUGACUACUAUGAGCAAACGAGAUGGCUCGGAUUAUGUUUUUUUGGGCUGUCCCGUAGGGAAAAGCCGACGAAACGUGCGGAUUUUCUGUAAUUCUAAUAGUCUCCCAUCUAACUGUCAUGAAUUACUCGAAGGUGAAGUCGAUGGAACCAUUAUCAAGCUACCAGAAGGCUGUGGUUCGGGAACAUAUGCUGUUGCUCACAGCCUGUCCUUAUCCGAUAAUCAGAAGCUUCCUUCAAUCUAUACAGGCGCAGCGAAUCGGACAGUAUCAGAUCUAGAAAUCAGCUAUGACUUCGGUCUUGUUAAAAGAGAUGCUGGGGAUGUCUACAUACGUAUUGACUACAGCAAUCUCUAA